Cryptotermes secundus is the source of this 2462-nucleotide messenger RNA. It is a transcript of the gene Nufip, whose product is annotated as nuclear fragile X mental retardation-interacting protein 1. Bases 155 to 2296 code for a protein of 713 amino acids. Gene Ontology annotation, biological process: box C/D snoRNP assembly. The record is from RefSeq and is a predicted model, not a curated record. Gene Ontology annotation, molecular function: RNA binding. The transcript is spliced from 8 exons. Gene Ontology annotation, cellular component: nucleus. Lineage: Eukaryota; Metazoa; Arthropoda; Insecta; Blattodea; Kalotermitidae.
CCUCUUCGGAUCGGUUGCGGUAGUUGAGAAGCGUAGGACGUGUAAGGUUUUAAGGGAGCGGUGUAGUAGUAUUAUCGUGGAAAGAAGCUAGGGAACGAAGUCCCUGCCACUUUGUGGAAGGAGAGUUGGUGUGUUUGUACGUGUGGAAAGUUAUAUGGGUCUUGCACGAGGUCGGGGAAGAGGUCGGGGGAUUACAAUGAAGCCACCACCAUUGAUGGGACGCCUUGCUCCACCACCACCAGACAUGUUAGGACCACGAGGAAUGCCGUUACGGCCUCCAGGAAUGUUGCCGAGAAUGCGACCGCCACCACCAGGCAUGAGGCCUCCGAGGUUGCCGCCACCGCGUCCAGGCCCACGACCAUCGUUUUCACCGUUUAUGCCACCGAUUCCAAGCGCCCCACAUUUUUCGCCACCCAUGCCAAGGCCACCGAUGCCUUUAAUCAGACCCAGGCCAGGGCAGAGGCCUCCACCACCUGGUUUUCGACCAAUUCCACCACUUGGUGUUGGCCCUCCCAUGGGUGGUAUGGGAAGGUUUGGGCGUGGUGGCAAGAGGAUGGGUCCACCAAUUAAAGGGAAGCCAAAAGCGAAAAAGACUAAUACUGGAGAAUUGCAGGAGAAUGAAUUGAAUAAACCUUGGGUGACCGAGGCCAUGAAGAAUGAAAUAAUUAAAAAGCACAAGCUGCACCAGAAGGCUAAGAAAAGCAACGAAGAGAAUGAUUGGAAGGAGUUCAAGGAACAGAAGACUCGGGUGGCCACAAUGAUUCGUGAAGCUAAGCUUGAGUACAUCGGCAGCCACCCAGAGGAGGGUAAAGAGUAUUACUGUGAAACAUGUGAUCGAGAAUUCAAGAAUGAAUCCAAAUGGGCUCAACAUGUACAAGAGCAUCGUGUAUGUGGCCUGGAUGGGUGUCAGUUCAUGGCACAUCCAAAGGUCAUAUCAAAACAUGUGCAAAUGCAACAUGAUACAGGGUUGUACAAGAAAAUCGGCAACGUGUAUAGUCCAGAGGACAUUGCGAAGUGGAUUGCAGACAGGAAAAGACUGUAUCCUACUAAGGAGCAUGUAGCACAGAGACAAGCUGAACAAGAGGAGAAGUUGAAGAGGGGCGAGAGACUUGGUGAAAUUAAGAAUCGCUUUGGGAGGAAUUCAGUUUCCUUUAACUCAGGAGGAAGGAGGGGCACAGGUGGAGGCUUUGGAAGAAGGGGUAGAGGUAGAGGCCGAGGCCAUCCGUAUAGGUCCUUCCCCUGUGCCAACAGCAACUCUGGGGCAAUGGACAAAACUAGGAAAAGGCUGCAGUUGGAGAUUGCUCAUGAAGUGGAAGACAAUGUGUGCAGAAAACUUCCUCCAUUCCCUGGCACAGCUGCAUUCAGUGAUGUGAUGGUGGCGGCAUCUAUUGGAGAAGGUGGCAGUGACGAAGAUCAUGGACAGUUCAGCGACUCAGAGUGGGAGGCUGCAGGCAGUGUUGCACCAAGUAACAUACACGUUCCAGUUGUAAGCAAAGCUUUAAGCAGUCUUAUGGGGCUAUAUGCAUCAGAAUCUGAAGGUGAAGAGGGCAAAGUGUCGCCAACUUGUGUCUUGUCUCACACAAGAAUGGAAGAGGCAGUCCCUUGUGACAGUAGUGGAGUUAAUAAUGUAGACGUUGAAGGUAGUAGGACAAUUAUCACCACAUUUCAUAAGCAACAUGAACACAGUUCAAAGUGCAGUGGCAGUGAUAGUGGCCCUGAUGAGGCCCCAAUACUGCGUGAAAGCAGGAGUAACACAUUUCUUACAUGCGUGGAGUCUCAUGAACAUAGAGGUACUGCUGAGAACACUCGCAGGAGGAGGAGGCAUCAUAAACAUAGUUCAUGCAAGAAAGUUAACUCACCUGCCACUGAGAAAAGAGACAACAUGAAUAAUGAAAGAAAUAGUAUAAAUAAAUUGUUACAUGUGAGACAGAGGAAGCUGACUCUACUGGAGAAGCUUUUGAGCCGUGAAAUCAGACAUGAGAGAAACAUGGUUUUGCAGUGUGUCAGAUAUGCUAUACAGAAUAAUUUCUUCACUGGAAAUGCGGGUGUGGAAACCGAGAAGGUCACACACAGUUUAAAUGCUGUCCUGCAGUGCGUUCAUUAUGUAGUUGGCACUGACUUUCUGGGUGUUUUAUUACACGCACACUCUGAUGACACAGUUGGGAGUAAAGAAGGCGGAGGAGAGUCUGACAAUUAUAAAGUGGUUUGUAAUUCAGUGAAUGAAAUAAAUAAUAAAAUGUAUGUAGUAGAAUCUGACCUAGGAAGUGUAAGUGAUACAGAUGCUGUUAGCAGGUGAAAAAUUCAAAUAUGUACAUGAAGUAAAGAAUAUGGUUGGAGUUGUGUAUUAAAGCAGUGAGUAGGAAUGUGAUGUGAGCAGUCUGAAAUGUGGUUUCUUCUUCAACUGUAAGUUGUAAGAUUUGUGUUUAUUAUACAUUGCAACAACUGUUUAUUGAAUGUUUGAA